Molecule: messenger RNA, 2782 nt
Organism: Vanessa atalanta (red admiral)
Lineage: Eukaryota; Metazoa; Arthropoda; Insecta; Lepidoptera; Nymphalidae
Gene: Rint1
Product: RAD50-interacting protein 1
Exons: 15
Coding region: 117-2609 (830 amino acids)
Biological process (GO): regulation of ER to Golgi vesicle-mediated transport; endoplasmic reticulum to Golgi vesicle-mediated transport; retrograde vesicle-mediated transport, Golgi to endoplasmic reticulum
Cellular component (GO): Dsl1/NZR complex
Source: RefSeq, a predicted model, not a curated record
CGCUUGACAAGUUGACACAAUUGACAAUAUUGAUUAAUGAUAAUCACAAGCACAGAGAUAUUCGUGUAUAAUGUUUUUGUUUUAAUUUAUUAUUUAUUUUCACUCACUCCAUCAAAAUGGAUUUUACUUUGAACGACGAAAUAAAAAAGGACAUAAUAAAUAAUCUGAAUAUUAAAAUAGGUAACGAUAUUAACUUAGAUAAUGUUGCUGAAAUACAAAGUGAUUUAUUGGAUAAAAGAAAACAUCUUGAAAACUGCUUACAUGCUGCGAGCGAUGUUGUCCCAACGAAACUAACUUCUGCUAUCAAAAAGGCUGAACUUAACUCAAAGCAAAUAGAAAAAAUAAGAGAAAAGAUGGCAGUGAUGGUCGAAAAAGUUGAGACUUAUAUGACAAAAACGCAACCAUUAAUGACAGAGCUUGAUAAAAGGUUUUCUGCCAUACAUAGACUGGAGGAAGUAUUAGUAUAUUUCCAGUCAUAUGCUAGAGUUGAAGAACUAAGCAACCAAAUGAAACACUGCAAAGAUGAUGAACAGUUGGUAUCACUUUAUGGAGAGAUUAAGAACAUGUGCAAUCGCUACCAAAAUACUCAUUGGAAUACAUAUGUCAAAGAAUACACACAUUACUGGCAUAAUGUUUUGAAAGAUAACCUCAUAAGACAUUAUGAAGAUAUACUUAAGACACUGAAAUGGCCAUUCACCUCAGCUUCAGAACAUUCCCAGGUCCCGAAAGAAGUUAUGAAUAAAUUUAGUAAUCUUACAAGGUAUCUAUUUCUGAUACGAGAACCAAAAGAUAUGGUUGUUGAAGCUGUUUCUGGGGAUUUCACAAAAGACCAAGAACCCUGUUUGCCUGUGAAAGUUCUGUUAAAACCUUUAAAAAAAAGAUUUACAUUCCAUUUCACGGGAUCACGACAGACAGCCAGAAUUGAUAGGCCUGAAUGGUUCCUCACUCAGACUCUGACAUGGAUAAAAGAUCAUCAGAAUUUUGUAAUUAAUAAUGUGCAACCCAUUGCUGAUAAACUAGACAUAUUGAAUGUUAAUGCUGUGGAAGAAUUUAAUGCAGGGUUGAUAGCUCUGGCAGCUGAAAGACUACACACAGUUUUAGCAAUUUAUCAUACACAAAGCUCUAAAGGAGAGAUAGUUGAUGUGGAUGCAGCAUUUGCGCAUGCUGUGGACGAGACUUUAGGUUUUCACAAAGAAUUGAUGACUAUAACCGACAAUGAGAUUAACAAUGUUUUAUCUGUGUUGACCAAAGCCGAAACUUUUGUAAGAUGGUUAUCUGUUGAAAAGAAAUACGCCCUGGCGAAGAUGGACGAGACGCUCGACAGCGAGCAGUGGAUCGAGCCGGUGGCGGGCGGCGUGGGCGCGGCGGUGGGCGCGCUGCUGUGGGUGCCGCGCGGCGCCGACUGGUUCGUGUCGCUGCUCAAGACCAUCGAGGACCGAUACGCCAUCCUGCCGCAGCCUGGCCACCGAUUGCAAUUCCUAGAGCUCCAAUUGGAGUUGAUUGAAGAAUGGCGUGUACGUCUGACGCAACUGCUAAGUGCAGCUGCCGCCGCGCUGAAGACCGAGUCGUUCCUCGUGACGGGUCUGCAUCCUCUGAUAGCUAUCAUCAACACGGCGCACCACACCCGGACCGUGCUCUUACAGUGGGCCCACUGUCUGCAUUAUCUGCAACUGCACUACUACAGACACCAGUUCCAACACUUCACGCAACAGCAGCACAGGGAUGACGAGAGCGAGUCCUCAUCCAGUUCAGACGAUGAUGAAGAAGAUACUGAUGAGGAUAACACAAAACAAGAAGAAGAAGAAGUUGACGAAAAUAUGACUUUGAAUGAUGUGGAGGAACGAGCUAAGAAGUUGGCUCUGAACGAAGUGAUUAGAAGGAACUCUAUGCUUGAGACGAGUCAGUAUGAUAUCACUUCACCUAUAACUAAUCUAGCGGUAGCAGAACCUCUAGUAGACGAAGACUUGGAAGAAGCCGGAGUGUUCGGAGACGCGCCCGCCCUCCUCGCACACCUUAGGGAUGCGGGUGUCGCCGCGCUCGCUGAGCACAUCCUGCUCGAGUUCAAGGCCACCAUCCGACACUACAAGAAGCAAAAAUGGCACGCCAUGCUGACGAUGGAGGAGCGCGCGCUGUCGGUGUCGGGCGCGCUGUGCGGGCCGCUGGCGGCGCUGUGCGCGCGCGUGGCCAGCGCGCAGCUCGUGCUGGCGCCGCCGCUCGCCGCGCACCUGCGCGCGCACCUCGCCGCGCGCGUCGACGACCACGUCUACGAGGAGGUGGUCCUAGAGAGUUGGUUCAACACAGGCGGAAGUCUACAGUUCACUCACGACGUACAGAGAAACCUCGUGCCUGCUUUCGCGCCACCAAAUAAAAAUGCAUCACAACUUAAUCUACUACCGAAGCUCAACGAUGCAUGCAAACUCCUCAAUAUGGAUUACGGUGACGCACGUCGUAUUCGCACUGAAAUAGUUAAGCAGCCAGACGAAGCAGUGAUAUCACUCAACGACCAAGGCAUCAUGCACAUACCACCAAACGAAGCCCUACGUAUCCUCAACCAGAGGACGGAUCUCUGCAAUACCAGCUCACCGUCAUCCGUCAUGGAUUUGUUUUGACGAUACGAAAGGGGAGGCGUGCGUGUACAUCACUAGAUGUACAAGCCCCGGAGAAGAUUGUAGAGGAAACUGUUUAGGUAACCUUUCAAUAUUAUUUGAAAACUGUGACCGACAUGCGUACUCCAUCGAAAUGUAAGGAUGAAUUAUGGAAAUAAAAAAAAAAUGGUGUUACU